This is a messenger RNA of Priapulus caudatus, 1452 nucleotides long. RefSeq lists its product as uncharacterized. The transcript is spliced from 4 exons. The record is from RefSeq and is a predicted model, not a curated record. Gene Ontology annotation, cellular component: membrane. Bases 143 to 586 code for a protein of 147 amino acids. NCBI's taxonomy places the organism in Eukaryota, Metazoa, Priapulida, Priapulimorpha, Priapulimorphida, Priapulidae.
UCAAAUGUUGUGACGAUUCCCUGCAUACCUUCCCGAUUGCUCUGCAGUACUACGAUGAAUGAAGUAGCGUGAGAUUGACAAUCUAUCCUGCUUUCGUGAUUAUGAGAUUGUAGGAUCGCAAUAAUAAAAGACCACACACAACAUGGACAAGUCUAUGAAGAAUAAGAGUGCAUCGAUUGCCUCGUCAUUGCAAUCUGGUUCAUAUCGAUCAGGAUAUCAAUCGUCUGACAUAACAAUCGAGCACGGACAAGCCGUUAUAUAUACCAAACAACCUUAUAUAGUUGGGGAACCAGGAAAGCAUUUUAUUAUCGUUGAACAGAAGAGAAAACCAACAUCAUACAUCGCGUGGGCCAUACUUGUUACACUGGUCUGCUUCUUCCCAACUGGAAUUGCAGCAAUAUACUUUGCCCGCAGAUGCAAACGCGAGAUGAAGGAGGAGAAGGUGGCAGUUGCAAGAGAUACAUCCGUCACAACUAAACGUUGGAUCAUCUGCACAGUGUUUCUUGGUCUCGUUAUCUGGGUGGGCGUGCUCGUGCACGUGUGCACAUGGUACGGCAUACACAACCACUGGGCCACUCCCUGGUAGACAAUGUGCUAUAAUUAGCAUAUUAUACUCACUACUGAUCUCUCUUCCAUCCUCCUAAAACAAGCUACUUGAUGCAUACUUUUAUUGGCACAUAUAAGUCAUGUUCACUGCAGCAUCAGAGGGGAUAUCGUGUGUAUCAAUAUAAAUUUUGUGUUCCUUGUUUGCAGUUGUAAAUUGUAGAGAUUUGUGAACAAUAAUGUUUGUUAAUCUUGUUCAGAAGCCAAAUGAAAAAAAAACGAAUAAAUUUUUAAUAGUCAGAUCAGCAUCAAAAAAUGUAUGUGCUCCCCAUAAUGCGGUUGGUUUCCAUAACGCAUGAUUACGUGAGACUUGGGCGGUGUGAAGACUGGCCCAUUAUACACGCAGUCGUCCUUGGCUGACCUCUGUCGCUGCAAACAAUCGUGUGAGAAGAACUCCGAGUUUGCUCGAGGAAGCAAUGAUGUGGUAUAACUUUUUAACCUUGCGAUGUUUGAAAACAACAGUAGAACAGUGGAGAGAAUUCUGUUUCGGGCGGUGUAAAUAUCGUGAUGAAGGGCAGCUGUGUCUUGCCCCAUGUGCACAGCACGUGGUUGCAUCAAAUUAUAAGUCGACACUGUAAAUAUAUGAACAGAGGCAUUUUUAAUGUCAGUAUGAACAAAUUGAUGUUUUUUGUAUCGUGUUAGAUUUUACUAUGCUAAUGUUAUCGAUUUUACACAGUUGCCGUCUUAUAUCGUACGCCUCUUGAGGGUUUUGUCUGGAAAUUAAUCAUUGCCAUGCGCACUAGCGACUCACACGUGUACACAUCUAACGAUGUACGUGAAUCUCAGCGUUUUAUAUUUUACACCUGUAGUACGUAGACUGUUGAUAAUAAACUCUGUUUAAUAAGGAAA